Messenger RNA from Rotaria sordida, 350 nucleotides. The record is from the annotation of a GenBank genome assembly. Lineage: Eukaryota; Metazoa; Rotifera; Eurotatoria; Philodinida; Philodinidae.
UUUUUUUUAUAUAAAUAUAUUAAAAAUAAAAAUAAUAAGAAAAUAUGUUUUUGUUUUAGAUCAUUUUCAAUGUCAAAAAACAGCUGUUGAACAAUUAAAAGAACGUUUUGAAAAAAUGAACUUAUCAUAUGAUGCAUAUAGUUCAAUUGAAUAUGUUGGAACUCAAACGUUCGGUGGAAAACAAACAGAUUUUAAUGAGAUAAAAGCAACAAUUACAGCAACACUUGAAAAUAACAAAAUUCGUUCACCACGACGUUUAUCAGUUAUUUUUAAAGCUCUAAAAGCUUUAAACGAAAAGUUUAAUCAUGCUAUACCUCCUGAAAUGCCUUCAACAUUACCCGAUGAUUUUU